Messenger RNA from Dioscorea cayenensis subsp. rotundata (Guinea yam), 1810 nucleotides. Its product is annotated as cytochrome P450 CYP82D47-like. The record is from RefSeq and is a predicted model, not a curated record. Lineage: Eukaryota; Viridiplantae; Streptophyta; Magnoliopsida; Dioscoreales; Dioscoreaceae. Gene Ontology annotation, biological process: defense response to other organism. The transcript is spliced from 2 exons. Gene Ontology annotation, molecular function: heme binding; monooxygenase activity; oxidoreductase activity, acting on paired donors, with incorporation or reduction of molecular oxygen. The coding region runs from base 1 to 1611 and encodes 536 amino acids.
AUGGAUUUCAUGGCUGAUUAUCUCAUUCAGCUCCAAUGUAUUGAAGUAAUCUUUGCUCUUAUCAUUCUUUACAAAGUGUGGUGGAAUAGCAGUUUUAACAGCUUCAACAAGCAACCACCUCAACCCUCUGGCGCUUUACCGGUGAUCGGCCACUUUCACUUGUUCCUCAAUGGCCAACCUUUUCAUCAAAAGCUCAGCGACAUGGCCGAUAAGCUCGGCCCGGUGUUCAUCAUCUGGCUUGGCUCCCGGCGCACUCUGGUCAUAAGUAGUUGGGAGGUAGCUAAAGAAUGCUUCACCAUUAAUGACAAAGCUCUCUCCUCCCGGGUAACUAACAACGCUGCAGCCACCCACUUAGCCUACAAGGCUGCCAUGUUUGGCGUUGCUCCUUAUGGCUCUUACUGGCGUUCUAUUCGCAAGAUCGCCACCACUGAGCUCCUCUCCAACACUCGUCUUGACAAACUCAAGCAUGUCAUGUUGGCAGAGAUUAAUACAUGCUUGAAGGAACUACGUACCCUAUGUGGAUAUGAUACUACUAAUAAUAAUAUUAAUAAUAAUAGAUAUUCAUCAAUUGUUACAGUUGACAUAAACGAAUGGUUUGGAGACUUGAACUUCAACAUAGUGUUCCAAAUGGUGGCUGGAAAACGGUUAUUCGGGUCCGGUGGUGGUUCGGAUAAGGCUUGGCGGUUUAGAAAGGCAGCGCACCAGUUCUUUCACCUUCUCUUUGUCUCUGUACCAUCUGACAUAUUCCCAUGGCUUGAGUGGAUGGAUCUCGGAGGUCAUGUGAAGGCGAUGAAAGCUGCAGCGAAGGAGAUGGAUUCAUUGAUGGUUAAGUUAGUGGAGGAGCAUAGGGAAAGAAGAGCUUCAAGGGUGACCACCGGCGAUACAGACUUCAUGGACGUGAUGCUUUCCAUCAUGGAAAAUGACCAUGAGCUUCAAGACCACUUUGAUAAGGAGACUCUCAUCAAAGCUACUUCAUUGAAUUUGAUACUCGGUGGUAGUGACACGACAGCCAUAUCUUUGACAAGGGUCAUGGCACAUCUACUAAACAAUCAGGAUGCAAUAAAGAAGCUGAAGACAGAACUAGACGAGCAGGUUGGUGUGAACCGAGUUGUGAAUGAGUCAGACAUAAAGAAUCUGAUCUACCUCCAAGCAGUGAUCAAGGAGUCAUUCAGGCUAACACCUUCAACUGAACUUCUGUUUCCACGAGAGACCGUGGGGGACUGUACUGUGGCCGGAUUUCAGAUUCCGGCCGGCACACAAGUGAUUGUUAAUGGGUGGAAGCUGCACCGUGACCCUCAUGUGUGGCAAGACCCUUUGGAGUUCCGGCCAGAGAGAUUCUUAUCAAGCCAUGCAGCAACAAUGAUUGAUGUGAAAGGCCAAAGCUAUGAACUUAUUCCUUUCGGUACUGGUCGGAGAUUAUGUCCCGGAAUCUCCAUGGCAUUACAUGUGAUGCACUUGACACUGGCCAGGCUCAUUCAGAGCUUUGAGCUCAAGCCGGUGAGCAGUGUCCCUGCUGAGCUCUUUGAAGGUUUGUUCUCUAUGACCUCGUACUCAACUCCACUGAUGGUGGAGAUAACUCCACGUCUCUCUCCUCAGCUUUACCAAUCUUAGCUGGAUAUCCAACGAGGAUAUAUACCUUAUAUGGUACUAUGCUACCUCUGUGCUUGUAGUAUCAUGAUGAAGCAACCUGACAAUCCAUGCUGUGUUGUUUUCGACAUCACUCAAUAAAAUGGUCAUAAUAUUGAUGACACGGACAAGAACAAGUAUUUAUUGUCCUUUAUUUAUCACACAACUAUUGUCUGAAAGCCUA